Messenger RNA from Megalopta genalis, 746 nucleotides. The record is from RefSeq and is a predicted model, not a curated record. NCBI's taxonomy places the organism in Eukaryota, Metazoa, Arthropoda, Insecta, Hymenoptera, Halictidae.
AUUUUUCCUGAAAGCGUAAAAGCUAGCGGAAAAUCGAAGCCUCGGUGGCUGCUCGAUGUUGGAACUUGAGAAAUUUCAUCAUUUGGGAAACCUAUGGAUGGAAAGCGUUCUAUAAAAAUGGAUCCUCUUUCACCUGGCCCCUGUUUAGAUAUUAGUGACGAUGAACUGGUGACUAUAUCAGUCAGAGAUUUGAAUAGGCAACUUAAAUUACGUGGUUUAUCAAGGGAAGAAAUAGUACGUAUGAAACAACGUAGACGUACGUUAAAGAACAGAGGAUAUGCAGCCAGUUGCCGCAUUAAGAGAAUUGAACAGAAGGAUGAGUUAGAGUCAGAGAAGUCACAGGAAUACCGGGAUAUGGAAACUAUGCAAGAUGACAAUAACCGCAUGAGAGAGGAAGUAGAGUCUUGGCACUCAAAAUACCAAGCAUUGAAGAAAUUUGCAGCAGAGAAGAAGAUUCACAUUCCACCAGAAUUGGAAACUAUUUAAAAUAGAUCACAAUGCUUGAUGCACUGGGAAGUGACAAAAGUAUUGAAUAAUUAAUAAAUCUAUAUGAAAUUUACAUAAUGUUUAAGAGUUGCACCCUGAAGCAGUUGAAAUGCAGAUAAAUAUUAUAGUGCACUUGUGCAUUAUAUUAAUUAUAAACUGAUUUAAGAUGCUGAAAAAACUAUAACUAAUAUGUAAAAUCAUAUACCUAUGUAUGGAUCGGUUUUAUUUGUAUUAAAAAAAUCGAAUGUUUUUACAUAGAA